Molecule: messenger RNA, 1516 nt
Organism: Thrips palmi
Lineage: Eukaryota; Metazoa; Arthropoda; Insecta; Thysanoptera; Thripidae
Product: tektin-2
Exons: 8
Coding region: 125-1420 (431 amino acids)
Biological process (GO): cilium assembly; cilium movement involved in cell motility
Cellular component (GO): microtubule cytoskeleton; nucleus
Source: RefSeq, a predicted model, not a curated record
UUGUGCGGCCAGGCACAUGCUGGGGCCCCGGCACUCGGUGCUCUCGGUCCCGACGCACCGCGCCCCGUAGCUCGGCCUGCAACGCCUGCAACCGGCACUGUAGAGGACUCGCAGCCCCGCCGCCAUGAUGUCGACGCAGCUGUCGCUGUCGUCGCAGCAGAAGCCGCUGCCGCACCUCAGCAAGGCGGACUGGCAGGCCGGCGUGUGGGCGCUGCGGCAGUGCGGCCAGACGGCGCGCGCGGACGGCUUCGCGUUCCGCAACGAGGCGCGCACACUGCGAAACGAGACGCGCGUCCGCACCAAGUGGGACAACUACCACAACGAAUGCCGCCUGGCCGACCGCGUCACCGAGGUCGGCCGAUGGCAGGAGAUCCUGCGGCGCUGCUUGCGCCAGGUGGAGGCGGAGCAGCGCGACCUGGCCGCCGAGAAGGAGGUGUGCGAGCAGGAGCUGGAGAACAUCGCCACGUGCUUCCUGGUGGAGGCCGAGUGCGCCGCCAUCAUCGACAGGCGCGUCGCCCCGGACCUGGUGGACGCCGAGCGCGAGCAGGAGCUCAAGGAUGAGACCGCGGCGCUGGAGGCCCACAAGGCCAUGCUGACGGAGCGCUGCCACGCGGCCUUCGAGCAGCACAACCGGCUGGAGGAGGCGGCGUGCGCGCUGCGGCAGGCCACGCGCGACCAGGACGACACCCUGGAGAUCGACCACGACAACCUGGCCAGGGACAGGCACUGCGCCAGCAUCACCUUCAAGCCCGACCCGUGCGAGACCGUCAACAACAUCGUGCCCUACGAGUCCUGGCUGGAGCACUGCCGCUGCACCAAGCUGCGCGGGGACAACGAGCUGGCCAGCAGCGCCAAGCUCCGCGAGGCCAUGCAGGUGGCUCGCGCCCGCGCCAGGAACGAUCUGACGGCCCACAAGGACGCCACGGAGUUCGCCAUGCGCAAGUGCGUCUACGAGACGCAGCGCGCCAAGAACGAGCUGGAGUGGCAGAAGGCGAACCUCAAGGAGGCCAUGGCGCGCCUGCACAAGGAGAUCGAGGACCUGACGCGCGCGCUGCGGGACAAGACCGAGUGCCUGAUGCUGGCCGAGAGUCGCCUGGACAACCGCAAGUACCGACCCGGCCUGGAGCAGGCCCGCGACGAGCCCAUGGUGGGGCUGUGCGACGAGGUGCUGCAGGUGCGCCGCACCAUGCAGGAGCUGCUGGAGAAGCUCAACCACGCCAAGGCGACGUACAACGGCAUGGAGGACCUGCUGGUGGCCACCGACAGGGACCUGUCCGGCAAGAUCCUGGCGCUGACGGCGGCCAUCCACUGCCUGGACACGCACAAGCGCUUCGCCAUGGGGGACGCCGUGCCCUUCUCCACGGAGACGGCGCGCAACGUGGCGCUCACCAGGGUGGAGAACGAGGUGCCGCGCCACUAGGACCGCCACUGGGCAGCCAGCACACACUGCAAGCUUGCAGCCAACUUCACACUUCAGGCGCGCUCAUCUCGUCGAGAACGCUUCAUUUUCAUUUGC